Messenger RNA from Entamoeba invadens IP1, 886 nucleotides. RefSeq lists its product as hypothetical. NCBI's taxonomy places the organism in Eukaryota, Evosea, Mastigamoebida, Endamoebidae. The annotation marks the transcript as partial. The transcript has a single exon. The record is from RefSeq and is a predicted model, not a curated record.
AUGAAUGAACUAUUGAAUUUGUAUGGAGUGGACGUUAACAGGACUGAAGUCAUAACCGGAGAGGUGUUGAACCAAAUAUUAACAAAUGUUAUUAAUAAGUAUUUUCCAGUAGUCCCGUCAAUGGAUUAUAUGCAACAAAAUACUUCGUUCACAAGCCAAGUCACUCAACUGAUUCCUAAAACUGGUGCUAAGGAUGUACAGAAAGAAAAAAGCCAAGUCACUCAGCCCCUCUAUUCACUGCCUACUUUCGUUCCAAAAACUAAAGAAAAUACAAGACCACUCACAGAACUGCCUUUAAGAAUGACACAGAGCACACAUCCGGAGGAGAAAAAGCAACAAACAGAUUUGCCAUUAAAUAAUAGUUCAAGAACUAUAGUUGAAAUCAGCGAAGAGCCAUUUCUUCGGGUCGUGGAUAAUGACAUCAUCAAUGGGGCUCUUAUGAACUCAUUUUCAUAUUUUAAGAAGUGGACUGGAUUGAGUCGGGGGAAGUUGGUCUUCGACACGGCACAGGAGCACGACCCGGACAUCCACGAAGUCACCGCGUUCAAUGAAAGUGUUAUUGGGAAAGAGAACUUAGUGUUUCUCAUGUUAACUUCAUCGAAAGAAGUAUUUGGAUGUUAUGUAUCGGACUCGAUCAAUCAAGUUGGGAAGAACGUGUUGGAGUCGAAGAACUUUCCAUUUGCACUGAAAGCGAGUAUGAUCACAGGUCCUAAAAAGUUUAUCACAAAGACACAAGAAAGCAUUUACUUUAUCCUUACUCAAGAGAGUGAAAUCAAUUAUACUCAAUGUAAUCGACUCUUUGUCUAUGGGACGGAUAGGGCAAAACUACAUGGGAAAAGGUCGUCAUCAUUACAUACCCUGAAAGAUGACUUCUUAGAUAUCCAAA